Molecule: messenger RNA, 427 nt
Organism: Mugil cephalus (flathead mullet)
Lineage: Eukaryota; Metazoa; Chordata; Actinopteri; Mugiliformes; Mugilidae
Gene: atp5mf
Product: ATP synthase membrane subunit f
Exons: 4
Coding region: 55-324 (89 amino acids)
Biological process (GO): proton motive force-driven mitochondrial ATP synthesis
Molecular function (GO): proton-transporting ATP synthase activity, rotational mechanism
Source: RefSeq, a predicted model, not a curated record
CUCCCUCGUUUUAUUCCCAGAAUCCCUUGCGAGAAAUCCUCUGCACCGGUCAAGAUGGCGGACAGACCAGUUCCCGUUAUUGAGAAGCGGCUGAUGGAUGUGAAGUUGGGCGAGUUGGGAACUUGGCUCGGAGGCCGGGACUUUACUCCCAACGGCCUCCUCUCAGCCAUGCGCAGGGGCCACGACAGAUACUACAACAAGUACAUCAACGUGAAGAAAGGCGGCAUCGGAGGCGUCGCUAUGCUGCUCGUCGGCUACGUCGCCAUCAGCUACAUGUGGGAAUACGACCACAUCAAGCACGAUCGCUGGAGGAAGUAUCACUGAGCCGCUCCAGGCAGCAGCAGCGUGGACCCUCUGCUCUUUCUGUUCUCAGCUCUGUUGUGUUAAUGUGACCGUUGUGACCAAUAAAACAUAUAUAUAAGACGUA